Macrosteles quadrilineatus (aster leafhopper) is the source of this 2004-nucleotide messenger RNA. RefSeq lists its product as uncharacterized. Bases 1 to 2004 code for a protein of 667 amino acids. NCBI's taxonomy places the organism in Eukaryota, Metazoa, Arthropoda, Insecta, Hemiptera, Cicadellidae. The transcript has a single exon. The record is from RefSeq and is a predicted model, not a curated record.
AUGCUACUGAGUACAGCAGUCAUUGGAGUUAAAGAUCAUCAUGGUAAACUAUUACCAAUAAAGGCUCUUAUAGAUGGAGGAUCUCAAACUAGCUUGAUCACCGAAGAAUGCGCCUCCAAACUAAAUCUAAAAAGAUAUUCUAACAAUGUAAACCUCAUUGGAGUAGCUGAAACAUCCGUUCCCCUCAAUAAAGGAUUAGUUCAUUGCGUUAUCAGUCCACUCGAAAAUACCAGCAUUGUUCUAACAACAGAUGCAAUUGUUGUCCCUAAAAUAUCGUCAGACCAACCGAACAUCCCCAUUGACUCAUCAAUACGCUCAAAGCUUCAUCAUUUAAAACUCGCAGACCCAUCAUUUGACGUAUCAUCCCCAAUUGAAUUCCUGAUAGGAGCGGACUUGUAUUUUGACAUCCUUCAGGAGUCAAGCAACCUAAUUAAAGGAGAACCGUCUGCGAUAGCUACUAUAUUUGGUUGGGUAAUAGGAGGCAAAGUUAUCAACGAAAUUCCAUUGAAUGACUGGUCCUCAAUGUUGAUUUGUAACAACACUCUUGAUGCUCAUCUAACCAAAUUCUGGGAGAUAGAAUCUGUCAACAAUGUAGUAAGACCCAAUCCUGAAGAUGAAGCCACAGAAGAAAGCUUUAUAAAAACUCACAGAAGAGACACUAAUGGAAGAUACAUUGUGUCCCUCCCAACUAAGCCUGAAGCUCCAUCACUCCCUCAAAGUAGCGCUCAAAGACAGCUAGUGACUCUAGAGCAAAGACUAAAACGCAAUCAAGAGACGUAUGAAGAAUAUAGAAGCUUCAUGGACGACUAUAUAUCUCAGGGACAUAUGAGUCUUUGUUUAGAACCAUCCAACUACAUAAUUCCUCACCAUUGUGUUCGCAAAGAGGACAGUUCUACAACUAAACUAAGGACAGUAUGCAACGCUUCAUUCAAACCUAGUGGAUCUAGUUCGUCCCUAAACGAUAUAUUGUACAGUGGUCCAAAACUACAGAAGGAUAUCGCAGAGAUAAUAACCAAUUUCCGAUUGCAUUCUAUCGUCGUUUGUGCAGAUAUCAAACAAAUGUACAGAAACGUGCUAGUAACAGAAGAACAUCGCAAACUCCAGCACAUAUACUAUAGAACUCAUCGAGAUGGUCCCAUAGAAGAAUACGAACUCAACGUCUUAACAUAUGGCGUAACAUCAAGUGCAUUUUUAGCUCAAAGAGUUUUGCUACAGCUAGUACAAGACGAAGGCCAGAAGUAUCCCCUAGCAUCUAAAGCCAUUAUAAACCAAACUUUUGUAGAUGACAUCUGCGUCAGUGUUGACACUAUUAACGAAGCUCUAACCUUGCAACAAGAACUUAUAGACCUACUGAACCUAGGAGGAUUUUCGUUGCGCAAAUGGGCUAGCAACUGUAAGGACGUACUAGACACCGUGCCUUUAGAUCAUCGAGAAAAGCCUCUAAGCAUCAGUUCAGAAAAUGAAAACUAUAUGAAAGUUUUAGGUUUGCAGUAUAACCCGGAUGACGAUACAUUCUCGUACAUAAUUCAUCUCAACCCCCUAGUGUACACAAAACGCUCAAUGUUAAGUGAGAUGUCCAAAAUCUACGACAUUUUAGGUUGGAUUACUCCGUGCACAUUCUAUGUGAAAAAUCUUAUGCAAAGCAUUUGGUUGCUAGGAUUAGGAUGGGAUGACGAACUUCCUACUGAGAUCUGUAAUAAAUGGGAAACAUUCAUCUCUACUCUUCCAGAACUGGCUCACCUAAAGAUUCCGAGACACAUACCCAUUGUUAAUGCCACUAACAUUCAGAUCAUAGGAUUCUGCGAUGCAUCAGCGAAGGGAUAUGCCGCCAAUUUGUAUUUACGUACAGAACAUACAGAUGGAGUUAAUAUACAUCUCCUCAAAGCAAAGAGUAAAGUCGCUCCUUUAAAGAUCAUUAGCAUUCCACGCCUCGAACUCUGUGCAGCACAACUUCUCGCCCACUUCAUCCUCAAGAUACGCUGCUGUUUACCGACUCCUCUGUAG